AUGCGCCGCGCCUGCGCGCUGCCGCGGCGCGGGCGGGGUUUGCGCCGGCGCGCAGGCGCGGCGCAUGCGCGGGGCGGGCGGCGCGCGGCGCGCGGGGGGGCGCGGCUGAGGGGCGGCGGCGGCGCAGGCGCGGCUGAGGCGGCGGCGGCGGCGGGAGCGGGACGGGCCCGGCGAUCGCUGCGCGCUCCGGCCGCCCCCUCCCCGCGCCAGCGGCGGCGGCCCCGCCUCGCGCUCUCGCUCUCUUCUCCCCUUCUCCCCCCCCCCUCCUCCCGUCCCUUCUCCGCCCCCUUCCUUCCGCCCCUGCCCUCCCGCAGUCCCCGCCCCGCGGCCUCGGGGCCCGGCCCGGCCUCGCGCUCCGGCCUCGGCGCCGCCGCCUCAGCGCGCCCGCGCUUCCGCUUCCCUUCCCCCCCCGCCCCGCGCCCCUUCCCCCCCUCCCUCCCCUCACACCGGCCCCGCCAUGGACGUGAAGCGGCUGAAGGUGACCGAGCUGCGCGCCGAGCUGGGCCGGCGCGGCCUGGACGCCCGCGGGCUGAAGGUGGAGCUGGCGCAGCGGCUGCAGGAGGCCCUGGACGCCGAGAUGUUGGCGGCGGGGCCCGAGGAAGGCGGCGGCGGCGGCGGCGGGGGAGGCCCGGCCGCGGCGGCCGCGAGCUGCGCGGGGGAAGCGGGGCCGGCGGGAGCCCCGGGCGGGCGGCCCCACGGCGGGGAGGAGGAGGAGGAGGAGGAGGAGGAAGAGGAGGAGAGGAGGAAGAGGAGGAGGAGGAGGACGAGGAAGCGCUGCUGGCGGAUGAGGACGAAGCGGCCGCCGCGGCCCCCGAGGCGGCCCCGGCCCAGCCCGGCCCCCCCGGGGAGGAGGAGGAGGAGGAGGAGGAGGAAGAGGAGGCGGCCCCGGCCGAGCCCGCGGCGCCGGAGCCGCUGCAGCCGCCGCAGGACGAGGGAGCGGCGGCCGCGGCCGAGCCUGAAGCGGCCGAGGGAGGAACCGGCGGCGGCGUGAACGGGGCCGAGCGGCCGCCGGAGGAGGCGCCCAGCGGGGAUGAAGCGGCCGCGGCCGAGAGCAAGGAGGAGGAGGCGGCGGCGGGGGAGGAGGAGGACAAGGCCAAGGCCCCCGAGGAGCGGCGGGGGCUGAAGCGGCUGCGGGACGAGAAGGACGAGCACGGGAGAGCGUUCCACGAGUUCCGCGAGGAGGCCUACACCAGCAGCUGCACACCUGUGCAACACCUGCCCCAGCUGUUCCCAGGUGUGUCCCUGCCCCACCCAGCUGUUCCCAGGUGUGUCCCAGCUGUCCCCAGGUGUAUCCAGGUGUCCCCAGCUGUUCCCAGCUGUAUCCAGGUGUGUCCCCCCCAGGUGCUGCUCUACGGGCAGCUGUCCCCAGGUGUUCCCAGGUGUAUCCAGCCCCACCCAGGUGUGUCCCCCCAGGUGCUGCUGUACGGGCAGCUGUACCGGAUCUCCCUGGAGCUGGAGCUGCCGGAGUCUCCGGUCAAUCGGGACCUGGGGAUGUUCAUGGUGACCCUCACGUGCUACGGGCACGGCGGCAAAACGCUGGCGAGGGCGGCGCGAUCGGCCAUGCUGCACUACCGCUCCCGCCUGCUGCGCGCGCUGCACACCGCGACCUUCGCCGCGCUCUUCCUCAGCGGCUUCGCCGAGCAGAGCCAGACCCUGGAGCUGGAGCUGAUGGGGCGCUACCGGGAGGACCCCUACACGCCGACCGUGGGGGCGCUGGUGGAGAUCCACAGCCGGCGGGUGCAGCUCUACGGGGCGCGGCUGCGCGUGCACGCGCACUUCAGCGGCCUCAGGUACCUGCUGUACCACUUCCCGCUGACCUCGGCCGUGCUGGGCGUGGCCGGGAACUGGACGCUGCUGGCGCUGCUGACCCUGGGGGGGUACCUGCAGUGGGGGAGGGGCCCCCGCCGGCCCCGCCCCGCCCAGGAGACCCGGAGCCAGGGAGGAGCCGCCGGGGAGGGGGAGGGGACAGAUGUUUCAGCCUCCCCCCAAAAUUCGGAGCAGCCCGAAAUCGUGGGAGCCUCGGAGCCCAGCGAAGACCCCGCCCUGCUCAGCGCCGCCAACGCCCCCCCCAAGGAGGGGGAGGGGCAGGACAAGGAGGAGGAGGAGGGGGAGGGGGAGGAGGAAGAGGGGGUCACCCCCACGCCCCUCCCCCCACUCCUGGACGCCCCCUCCCCCCGCCAGCGCCACCUCUGCUCCAGCUCCUGAUCCCCUCCCCCAAAUUUUGGGGGAUCACAAGAAAGGCCUUGACCCCUCCCCCACCUCCCCCCAAUUUUUGGGGGAUCUCAAUAAAGGCUUUGGCCCCUCCCUCACCUCCCCAAAA
Molecule: messenger RNA, 2320 nt
Organism: Oenanthe melanoleuca
Lineage: Eukaryota; Metazoa; Chordata; Aves; Passeriformes; Muscicapidae
Gene: BSCL2
Product: BSCL2 lipid droplet biogenesis associated, seipin
Exons: 11
Coding region: 1-2205 (734 amino acids)
Biological process (GO): lipid droplet organization; lipid storage
Cellular component (GO): endoplasmic reticulum membrane
Source: RefSeq, a predicted model, not a curated record